Messenger RNA from Auanema sp. JU1783, 672 nucleotides. Lineage: Eukaryota; Metazoa; Nematoda; Chromadorea; Rhabditida; Rhabditidae. The record is from the annotation of a GenBank genome assembly.
UUGACCGUUCUCCUACUCAUGGAUAAGGUUGAUAUUGAGCAAACGUAUAAGCCCCGACGAUUUCAUUGGUAUAUCAGACCGAAGGGAUCAAGUGCUUCCGAAAAGGAUUGCUCAUGUACGGCUUCGACUUCUCGUGACGAUUGUCAUCAAACAGAUUCUUUGAGAGAUGACUUAUCUGAAUAUCGCUUCUGUCGUGGAGGGAUUUCUGCAAAAUCCUUAUCAAACAUGAUCAUCAUUGCUUUGAUUCAGGAAAUAACAUGUGGCCUCAUAUUUGCUACUCGUGAUGAAUUGUGGUACAGCAAUCUGCAGAUGCUUUUCCUAGCUGCUUGUAGGAUCAUUCAACUGGCACCUUGCUUUUGCGCCUUAUUGGGAAAUUAUCGGAAUAAUGCUGUGCUGGUGUUUCCUUUCAUGAUCAUUCAAACUACAGUUGGAUCUUAUGCUGAUAUUCAAUCGUAUCUUGUGCUACUUCAGGAUUGGCGCGAUGUUUCAUCGGAUUUGUUCCUAUUGUCUUCUCCUUUCUACUACUUGGUAAUUCCCUUAUUUGGUUAUGUUUUGGCUCUCCUGCUUGUUCUAUAUAUCCAAUAUAAGUCCAUGAAAAUUGUAAAUAAGAAGAAGAAUAGUCUUGCUCGGUAUAGUACGGACGUCGAGCUUAUGAACGAGUCAUUAAUGUGA